Messenger RNA from Bombina bombina (fire-bellied toad), 3237 nucleotides. RefSeq names its product retinal guanylyl cyclase 2-like. NCBI's taxonomy places the organism in Eukaryota, Metazoa, Chordata, Amphibia, Anura, Bombinatoridae. Gene Ontology annotation, biological process: cGMP biosynthetic process; receptor guanylyl cyclase signaling pathway; protein phosphorylation. Bases 1 to 3237 code for a protein of 1078 amino acids. The transcript is spliced from 17 exons. The record is from RefSeq and is a predicted model, not a curated record. Gene Ontology annotation, molecular function: protein kinase activity; ATP binding; guanylate cyclase activity.
AUGUGUUUUCUUCCUACAAGUCUUGGAGACUUCCAGUUAAAACCAUCAAGACUCCAAGAAUUGUUCGGGCUACAAGGGCUAGGAUCUUCCAGGACGUUCCUCUUUUAUGUCUUAACUUGGUGGUUACUUUUAGGAAUCAUAAUGAAACCCUUGAAUGUGCAGUGUGUGAACUUUACAAUAGGGGUAGUUGGUCCUUGGCAAUGUGAUCCAUUAUUUGCAAAAGCCUUUCCAGAAUUAGCUGCAAAAUUAGCCGUGGAUAAAAUAAACAAUGAUUCCACACUAGAGCUUAGUCAUUGGUUUGAAUAUAAAAUUCUAGCUGAGAACUGUGAAACAUCUAAGGCACUAGUGGAAUUUGCCAGCUUUGACAAACUCUCAAAUGCAUUUUUAGGUCCAUUAAAUCCUGGAUAUUGUGAUGCUGCAAUACUAUUGGGCAAAAACUGGAAUAAAGCAGUAUUUUCCUGGGCCUGCAUCAAUCAUGAACUGGAUAACAGACACAGUUUUCCAACAUUUGCCAGAACUAUUCCUACACCAACAAAAGUUCUGUUCAAUUUCAUGAAAUAUUUUCGGUGGGCUCAUGUAGGUGUUGUAUCCUCCAAUGAGGACAUAUGGGUGGAUACAGCAAGAAAAGUAGCGAGUUCUCUAAGAAAUCUUGGCCUUCCCAUUGGAAUUGUGACAUCCAUUGGUUAUGGAGACCAAGGCAUCAAAACUACUUUGAAAAAUAUAAAAGAAACUCAUGAUCUCCGAGUUAUUGUUAUGUGCAUGCAUUCUGUACUCAUUGGAGGUGAAGAACAGGCCACCUUUCUUACAAAAGCGCAUGAAAUGGGACUAACAGAUGGAAGAUAUGUCUUUGUACCAUACGACACUUUACUUUACAGCCUUCCUUACAAAAACAAUUCAUUCUACGCCCUUGAUAAAAUCAACAAACUUCAAGAGGCUUAUGACGCCGUGCUGACAAUAACUAUGGAUUAUGAGGAGAAGUCCUUCUAUGAUGUAUUUGCAGAGGUUAAAGAGAAGAAGAUAAUAAAAACUAAUUUGGCACCAGAUCAAGUUUCUCCACUGUUUGGGACCAUCUAUGAUUCCAUAUACUUCAUGGCAAAAGCAAUGAGCAAUGCAUGGAAGCAAGGAGCCUGGAUCUCUGGAACAAACCUAGCAGAAUACACCAAAGACCUGGAUUAUCCUGGAUUUACCCAAAUGCUUUAUACUGAUGGAAAAGGGAAUAGUCUUGGGAAUUUUGUAGUGUUAGACACUGAUGGAAAAGUGAACCAACUUUAUCCAACCUACUCAGUGGAAAUGGCUUCCAACUUAGUGCGUUUUUUGGGAAAAACCAUAAGGUUCCCUGGUGGAACACCUCCUCGUGCAGAUUCCAGCUGUUGGUUUGAUCCAGGCACCUUAUGCAUAGGAGGAAUUGAACCAUCAAUUGUGAUUCUGGUAUUUGGCUUAGUGUUCGCUUUGGUGCUUUGUGGUAUUAUUGUCUCGUAUCUUAUUAGGCAUAGCAUACUACAGAUUCAAUUGGUUAAAGGACCCAACAAAAUUUUAUUAUCCCUUGAUGACCUCACAUUUAUAAAUCCAAAACUGAGUAUGAAGAAACUGAAUAUUGACAACAUGAGUGAUACUAAAAGUGUCUCUGACUGCAAAUCGUUAACUCGAUCCAUGUCAACAAAAAGUGUGGGUGUUACCUAUGAGAAUUCCAAUGUGGCCGUAUAUGAGGGUGACUGGGUAUGGUUGAAGAAAUUUGAGCCUGGGGUGUACCAUGAACUGCGGCAGAGCACUGCAAGUACUCUGCGCAAGAUGAAAGACCUCAGACACGAAAAUGUGAAUCCCUUCCUGGGUUUCUUCUCAGACUGUGGAAUAUUUGCUAUUAUUACCGAGCAUUGUUCAAGGGGAAGCCUGGAAGACCUCCUCAGAAAUGAUGAUGUAAAACUAGACUGGAUGUUUAAGUCAUCACUGCUCCUAGAUUUGAUCAAGGGAAUGAGAUAUUUACAUCAUCGGGAUUUUUCUCAUGGGCGUCUAAAAUCUCGAAACUGUGUAGUCGAUGGUCGCUUUGUGCUGAAAUUGACAGACUAUGGAUACAAUGAAAUUGUGGAAAACCAGAAAGCUCCACGUGUUUCACACUCUGCUGGAGAAUUGUUUUGGACAGCACCAGAAUUACUUCGAGAUCAAUCCCUGGCAAGGAGAGGGACAUUUAAAGGGGAUGUCUAUAGUUUUGCUAUUAUUUUGCAAGAAGUAGUUGUACGAGGUCCACCAUAUUGCAUGUCGGGACUUCCAGCUGAGGAAAUCAUUCGAAAGGUGAAAAAGCCCCCUCCAUUAUGUCGACCAACAGUUGCCCCAGACCAGGCCCCACUUCAGUGUAUACAGUUAAUGAAACAGUGUUGGAGUGAAUUGGCAGAGAGACGGCCUACAUUUGAUGAAAUCUUUGAUCAGUUUAAAACCAUUAACAAAGGCAAGAAAACCAAUAUCAUAGACUCCAUGCUAAGAAUGCUUGAGCAAUACUCGAGUAACCUGGAGGAUUUAAUCAGAGAACGGACAGAGGAACUGGAAAUAGAAAAACAAAAAACUGAAAAACUUCUGUCUCAAAUGCUACCUCCGUCUGUUGCUGAAGCUUUGAAAACUGGAGCAACGGUUGAGCCGGAAUAUUUUGAUCAAGUUACCAUCUAUUUUAGCGAUAUUGUUGGGUUCACCACAAUAUCUGCCCUCAGUGAGCCUAUUGAGGUUGUUGACCUGUUAAAUGACCUCUAUACUUUAUUUGAUGCUGUUCUUGGGAAUCAUGAUGUUUACAAGGUAGAAACGAUUGGGGAUGCGUACAUGGUGGCGUCAGGGCUACCAAAAAGAAAUGGAAACAGACAUGCUGCAGAAAUAGCUAAUAUGUCGCUAGAUAUCCUUAGCUCAGUAGGAACCUUCCAGAUGAGACAUAUGCCUGAUGUACCAGUCCGGAUACGGAUAGGUUUGCAUUCAGGGUCAUGCGUAGCUGGAGUAGUAGGCCUUACUAUGCCACGGUAUUGUCUGUUUGGCGACACAGUUAAUACUGCUUCCCGAAUGGAAUCCACAGGGCUGCCUUAUAGAAUCCAUGUCAACAUAAGUACAGUGACAACACUUCGCACUCUAAAAGAAAAAUAUAAAAUAGAUCUCAGAGGAAAAACAGAACUAAAGGGGAAAGGAAUAGAAGAAACAUUUUGGUUAGUAGGAAGAGAAGGCUUCACAAAACCGUUACCAGUUCCACCAGAUAUAAGGCCAGGGUGA